This is a messenger RNA of Xiphophorus hellerii (green swordtail), 4907 nucleotides long. RefSeq names its product adhesion G protein-coupled receptor F4-like. The transcript is spliced from 22 exons. Gene Ontology annotation, cellular component: membrane. The record is from RefSeq and is a predicted model, not a curated record. Gene Ontology annotation, biological process: adenylate cyclase-activating G protein-coupled receptor signaling pathway; cell surface receptor signaling pathway. The coding region runs from base 166 to 3168 and encodes 1000 amino acids. Gene Ontology annotation, molecular function: G protein-coupled receptor activity. Lineage: Eukaryota; Metazoa; Chordata; Actinopteri; Cyprinodontiformes; Poeciliidae.
CCCGCUCAACAUAACUCCGUGUUUCACAACAUUAUUCACAUUGUGAAUUCUGUUGCUGAUGAUCUGUGUUAUGGGACAAUUUAAUGUCUUAUUGCUGACAUUAAGGGAUUUCAUGUAAACUAAUAUUACUUGUGCUGGAACAGUAAAGGAAAAAACAGGGUAAAAAUGCAACCUGUGGUGGCUUUAUUCCUUAUUGGAGCCCUGGGCAUGUAUCAGGAUAAUACUGCUGGAGCAGAUAAUGCAUACUCCAUGACAGAAUCUAAUCCUACGCAGAGUACAAUAAAUUACCGCCAAUCUGCUGCCAUGACGACCACAGAAAGGCCCUCUAUAUACAUAAUGACAGAAUCUGAACCCACGCAGAAAAUAACCACCAGUGUUACCCCAGGAGCAGAUAAUGCAUACCCCAUGACAGAAUCUAAUCCUACGCAGAGUACAAUAAAUUACCGCAAAUCUGCUGCCAUGACGACCACAGAAAGGCCCUCUAUAUACAAAAUGACAGAAUCUGAACCCACGCAGAAAAUAACCACCAGUGUUACCCCAGACAUACUCCUCUCUGAAAACGGAAAAAACUUCCAAAUAUUUAAUGGCAGCGGAUUCUCCCACAAAAUCAUAGUCUACACAUGUGACGAGCUGGCAGCAAAGACUAUCAUGUGGAGACCGCUGUUCAUCGAAAAAACCAACGGCAGCAGUUUUUUCCAAUUUGUCAUAAUCCACAAAUGUGUACAGUUUGCAGGCGUACUCCACUCUAAAAACGGAAACAAAAACUUCCAAAUAUUUAAUGGCAGCGGAUUCUCCCACAACAUCAUAGUCUACACAUGUGACGAGCUGGCAGCGAGGACUAUCAUGUGGAGACCCCUGUUCUUCGAAAAGACCAAUGGCAGCAGUUUUUUCCAAUUUGUCAUAAUCCACAAAUGUGUACAGUUUGCAGGAGCAGAUAAUGCAUACCCUAUGACAGAAUCUAAUCCUACGCAGAGUACAAUAAAUUACCGCCAAUCUGCUGCCAUGACGACCACAGAAAGGCCCUCUAUAUACAAAAUGACAGAAUCUGAACCCACGCAGAAAAUAACCACCAGUGUUACCCCAGGAGCAGAUAAUGCAUACUCCAUGACAGAAUCUAAUCCUACGCAGAGUACAAUAAAUUACCGCCAAUCUGCUGCCAUGACGACCACAGAAAGGCCCUCUAUAUACAAAAUGACAGAAUCUGAACCCACGCAGAAAAUAACCACCAGUGUUACCCCAGGAGCAGAUAAUGCAUACCCCAUGACAGAAUCUAAUCCUACGCAGAGUACAAUAAAUUACCGCCAAUCUGCUGCCAUGACGACCACAGAAAGGCCCUCUAUAUACAAAAUGACAGAAUCUGAACCCACGCAGAAAAUAACCACCAGUGUUACCCCAGUGGUGGCCACCAGAAAAGGUCCAGUGACUUGUAAUGAAAACGGUACUUCUGGAGGUGAUCAAGGCAAUUGCGUCCCUGCAGCUGUGAUGCAGCUGCUUGAUGAAUCUGAGAAACUGAAUAAUGAGACGCUUCUGGUAUUCCUGGAGAAACUCAAGGUUGUGUCCGUUAACAGAACCAAGAACAUUUCCAAAUCUCCAGAUACAAUCAGUUCCAUUGUGAAAGCCCUCAGCAACGUAGCAAACAGAUCUUCAAUGUUAUCCAUGCCAAUAAAUAAACAAUCAACAGAGGACAUCCUGAAGAUCGCAGGUCUUCUCACCUCUGAUGAAACAAAGGCAUCAUGGGAUACCCUAAACACCAACGAUAAAACAUCGAGCUCAGGCACAGAGAAUGGUGGGAAAAUAAAAAGCUCCAGUGCUUCCUUGCUGAACCUCUUUGAAUCAGUUGCCACCCUCCUUGUCAAUGAAUCGUUCUCUGUUGUGACACCUUUUAUUCAUCUGAGUAGAACUCAGUUAAAAAACAAAAUAACUUUCAACAACGUAUUUAACACCUCAAUGGAAAUAGACAUACCAGAGGCCAGAGAAAGUCAAUUCAUUACUACAAUUGUAUUCGCAUCCAUGGAUAACGUGCUCCCUCCAAGAGAUGAAGACAACUCCCCAUCCAUGGUUAUCAACGGAAAGGUUGUUCUUGCUACAACAAAAGCCAUAAUCAGAAAUAUAUCAAUAACAUCAGGAAUUCUGAAUGACACCCUGGGAAACCCAAAGUGUGUUUUUUGGAAUUUCACACUCUUUGAUGGUCUUGGAGGAUGGAGCGACUCAGGCUGCUCUCUGCUGUCCCACAACAAUGAAACCAUCAGUUGCAGCUGCAACCACCUCACCUCCUUCUCCAUGCUGAUGUCUCCUGAGAUUAUUGAGGACGAAAACAUCAAAGACAUAACAAUAAUUGGAGUUGGCAUAUCCAUGGCUUCUUUGGUCAUAUGUCUUAUCACAGAAGCUCUCACUUGGAAAAAAAUAAGUACCAACACCACCUCCUUCCUGCGUCACGUUUCCAUCAUCAACAUAGCCGUUUCUCUCCUGAUCGCAGACAUCUGGUUCAUCAUUGGAGCGUACUUUACAGACGAUAGCAAGAAGGAACACCCUGCGCUGUGUGCAGUUGUGACCUUCUUCAUCCACCUCUUCUACCUCGCCAUGUUCUUCUGGAUGUUGGCCUCAGGCCUGCUGCUGCUCUACCGCACCGUCUUCGUCUUCGAGGGCGGAUUGUCCAAGGCGUCCCUGCUGGUUAUCGGAUUUGUUCUGGGAUACGUUGCACCACUGGUCAUCGCCGUAACAACCAUGGCAGUGACUGUCCCGUCACAUAAAUACAUCAGACAAAACCGUGGCUGUUGGCUGAACUGGGAGGACUCCAAAGCUCUGUUGGGUUUUCUGGCUCCUGCACUUGUGAUUGUGGCGAUAAACUUCCUCAUCCUGCUAGUAGUGAUUUAUAAAAUGGUGAGCAGAAGAGGACUAAGGAAUACAGGCCAAGGCAAAGAGCAGCAUGUUUUGGUGGUGAUUGCCAGGAGUCUGGCUGUGCUCACACCGUUUUUCGGACUGACUUGGAUUUUGGGAAUCGGAACCAUAAUUGCCCCCAAAAACAGGGAGGUUAAUUUUGCUUUUACCCUGUGCAAUUCACUGCAGGGUUGCUUCAUUUGGGUGUUUGGAACACUCCUGGACAAAAAGGUACGAUCAGAAACUAUAAAAUAUCUGAGCUCCCAGGAUAAGUUGGCGACUGGUUCAUGAUGUCACCCUGCUUCAUGAGUCUUCAUGUGCCGGAGGAGUUCCUCUGUGAGAAGAUUGUUUAACCAUUUUCAUCACCCCUCGUGUUUUGACAUUUCAUUUGGUUUAUUGGAUUCCAAGAUUGUAAGUUGACAAGACUUCAGCUAAUUGGCCAAUUUAUACCCUUUUGGCCUGUUGGUUCCUGUCAGAUCUGGGAAAGUCUGACUUUUUCUUUUCUUGUUCUCCACUGAACUACGUUGGGAGCCAUACGUGUGUUUUCAAACGUUGUAGUCCAGUAGACUCGGUUUGACUGGGAACCAAAAUUGCCACAUUUGUUAUACUUUCAGCUGCUGGGUUUCACUUUCACACUGCACUGUCAAAUGAACCAAACCCUUUGAAAAAACUGAUCCCCUCCUCGCCUUUGGUGGUGUUGCACCGAGAACCACUGAGGCAAAUCCCUUUUUUAUAAAAUGUAAACAAAAAUUUAUUAGAUUUUAGCAGUUGUAUUUCUCUUUUGUCUUUGGUAAAAGACCACAAGCUUUUCCUCCCGCUAGCACUAUGCGCAAGAGUUUGUUUUGGUUGUGUUUACCAAGAAUGCCCUGCCCUAUAGUCCGCUUCCUGCUUUUGGAGAAGUCUCCAUUCCAUUUGUCGUUCACAUAUGCAAUCAAACCAUGUCAGAGCUCACUUAAACUGAACAGAGACCGAGGUUUUUAGAUGGACCAGAGUUUGCUUUUUUUGUUCCAAUCACACAUUCACGCCUUUCCAAACGAAUAGGACCUCAGAAUUCGAUAAAAGCAAACUAAGCAGAGCUGGUGUGAAUGCACCUUAACUUUAACAAAAAAGAAUGCUGAGCAUUACUCUGGAACUUUCAAAAGAGAAUUCAGUUCAGGAUUUUUGGACAAAAUUGGUGCAACAACAAUUCCGGGGUAUAGUGAAAUAUAAUUCAGGACAAAAAUAAUCUUAGUUGAACAUCUUUGUUUUUUAAAUGGCUCCAGUUCAGGAAAUCAAGCGAGUUCAAUGCAAUGCAGUUUAGCACUGCAACUCUGAAUGUCACCACCAUCAACUGACCUCCACCCAUGAACUCAUACAACUGUGGAUUUAACUGACAAAAGUACACUCAGUAUUGCUUCUUGGUGCCAUUGUUUUAGGUCUUUCAGUCGCCCUGCACUUCUUUGUACCAGAGUCUAUAGACAUGAAUGAUGACCUGCUAUUGAUUACAUUUUUGCUCUAGAAUUAUCUUGUUAUUUACACUACUGAAACUAAGAUUAUUAAAAUAACGUGAAUUUACAUGCAGAAUCUUGUAUCAUUUAAGAAUUUAAAAUUUCACCCUACAUGACAAGAUGUUCACUGGAAUGAAGGGCAUGCUGAGAACCUUGUUGUAACUUAAGGACUAAAUGUUGCUAAAUAUGGUUUAGCUUGAUGAUGUAUCUCUGUUUUUGGGUGGAAUAUGUACAAUCAUUUCUUGAAAACUGUUUCAGGUUUAGGUUUGUACUUAAAAUGAGGACCAGAUUGAACUGUGUGGCCUUCUGCUGCUGUAUAAUCAAAAGCUUUAAAACUUUGUUAAAAAAAAAAGAAAAACAUGGAUUACUUUCCUUAAAUAGUUACUGUAAUGUAAUGUAAAUAUUAUUAUAUUUCCUUUAGCUAAAAUUCAAAGGUAAAGACUGCUUACAGUGUAUGGCUAUCAUGCUCCGGUGGUGCUCGUCCAUUUAAAACUUUAAAUUCUAAAAAAAAAAACAAUUCAUCACUCAAAAUGUGGUGGGACU